This is a messenger RNA of Pseudomassariella vexata, 1821 nucleotides long. RefSeq names its product major facilitator superfamily transporter. Gene Ontology annotation, biological process: transmembrane transport. NCBI's taxonomy places the organism in Eukaryota, Fungi, Ascomycota, Sordariomycetes, Amphisphaeriales, Pseudomassariaceae. The record is from RefSeq and is a predicted model, not a curated record. Bases 231 to 1748 code for a protein of 505 amino acids. Gene Ontology annotation, molecular function: transmembrane transporter activity. The transcript has 5 exons.
CGAAAUGGCGGCGGCCACAACCCCUGCCCAACGACAGAUCUAGACUCCUCUAUUUCGCAUGUAAUCAUGCAGGUAAAAGCUUUCACUUUUGCAAAAACUUUGACAAAUAUCACUGGGGCCUCGAUAAUCGUUAAUAAUUGACCCUCUUCGCCCAAUGUUGUGGCAUGCGGUCGAUGGUCAUUGACUAAGAUUAACUUGUCUAUCCGUUUUGUGCGUACUCAUCUGACAAUAUGGGCAAAAUAAUAGGGACCAUGGUGCAGAUAGUCAGCAAAGUUGAUGAAGCAGAUCAGCUGGCAUCUAUCGGACUAGAAAGAGAUGCUGAUGGGUUCAUACGCUGGCGGUCCGACUCACCUGACCAUCCACGGAACUGGUCUACGAACCGCAAAAUCUUCGACACUGUCAUAAUCAUAUUUCUGGAGUUUUAUGUGACAAUUAUCGCUACGACGGGUGCUGCAGUAGCACACGAAGCUGGGCCCGAAUUUGGAUUGGAAAGAAGAGUUGCUAUCAUCUCUUUUACUUUUAUGUACAACUUUGGUCAAGCCAUUGGGGGCUGCCUGAUUCCCCCACUGUCGGAGCUCCUGGGUCGUCGAACACCCUACCUCAUCUCGUGUGCCACGUUCAGCAUUUUCUGCCUUUUUGUGGGAAUAGUGCCACAUGUCUCCGCCGUGUGGAUUGGCCGCUUUGUCGCCGGUUUUGCUUCCGCGGUGCCAGCAGUUGUCACGGCCGGUAGCGUUGAGGACAUCUUUAACACCAAACGACGGGUCUGGAUAGUCAUCCUAUGGAAUGCUGGUUCCACGGCAGGCCUUUGCUUCGGUCCAGUGUAUGCAGCACACAUUUCUUCCGCCUUUGGCUGGAGAUGGGUCUACUAUAGCUCUGCGUUUGUGUGUGCGGCAAUAUUCAUAUGUCUUCUUACCAUCCGUGAGAGCAGGCCGAGCAAGUUGCUGAAGACCAAAAUAUCAAAACUUCGAGAGCAAGGUAAGAUCGAAAAUCUCGAGUGGAAUAAUCCGGAUCACUUCCCUAAUGUAAAGGUUUUCCUGGACUUGGUCGCCGUCCGGCCGGUGCGGCUCCUAGGAAGCGAACCCUUGGUUAUGAUGGUCACGACCGUCUUCGCAGUCUCCUGGGGAAUGAUCUAUUUCUUCACCGAGGCUCUUACAGAUGUAUACAUGUCGAUGGGCUGGUCUCGGACUCAAGCAUCUUUGCCAUUCCUGGCGAUUGCCUCCGGGAUCCCCUUGACCUUUUUGCCAAGGAUCUGGGAUAUGAAGAUUGUCAAGUCGCGACAGAGUAAACAGCAAGUCGUAGAGCCUGAGGACAAGAUCAUGGGGUUUUCUUGGGCUGCUCCAGCUCUUGCGGGUGGACUUAUUUGGUUCGCUUGGACGGUGCCACCAAUCGUCCAUGUUGUAUGGAUAGUUCCAACACUGGCAUUGGUGCCUAUUGGAUUUGCGGUAAACGAAAUGGCGUACACACUCAGCGGCUACUUAGCUGACUCUUACCUAUUAUACUCGGCUUCUGCAUUUUGCGGUCUGGCCUUUGUGCGGGCCAUCGUAUCUGGGCUGAUGCCCUUAAUCGCAUAUGAAUUAUACGGUGGGCUUGGCGCGAACUUUUCUGGCACCGUUGUUGCAGGCCUGUCGGUGCUGUUUUGUGCGACACCAUGGGUUUUCUUCCGGUACAGCAAGCAGCUCAGGGAGCGGAGCCCUUUCGCUUGCCAUAGCCUGCAAACCCAUUUGCGAACACAGAUAGAGAGGGACUAGAGUCACAGAUAUGAUAGAAAAUAGAUCAGAUUUUGAGGUUAGAAUAGGAACGGGAAAACGAUGAAAAAAGAAA